ACAACACUGUAUUGGACUGUACAAACAAAUUAAUAGGCAUGCUACAGAUAUUGUGCAUUAUGGCGUAGGAGAAACCACAAUUAACAUGUUUGAUAUGAAAUUCUACUCUCUUUGAAAACUCUUACUUGCAGCGAAUCUGACAAGCAGAUGCAUUUUUUCGAAUUUGCAAUCAACCGGAAGAGAGUGGAUCUAGAUCUACCGUGAAUGUCGCAUGCAUUUUGUUGUUAGUUGUGCUCGGUCUUACUACACUUUUACGAUUUAAUUCUUAGCGCUGCUACUGGAUCGGGAAUAACUGCCUAGAAAAUUCUUUGCGAUAAACAUGACAAAGAACGGGGUUCCAGAGGAAAAUGUCCCGCUCCAAGCAGCCAGUUCUCCUGCUGACAGUAGUGGUCCACCGGCGCCGGUACGCGGACCUCCUCCGGAAAAGCCACUCAGAGAACGAUUACGCGUGGAUCCCAGGCUGUUUUCGGUGAAGAUACUGGUAUUCAUGGUGUACGGAGGUAGUGCGGCGAUUCUUCCCUUCGUUACCGUUCACAUGAAGAGUCUGGGUAUCAGCGUGACGGAAAUCGCUGUGAUUAUGCUACUCGUGCCGAUUUUAUCCAGUAUCGGGCCGACAUUAGCCGGCGCACUGGCCGACCGAUUGGGAAACUAUAAAAUCGUCCUCGUGUCAUUUACAUUGGUCAGCACCUUUCUGCACGCAUGCAUGUGGUUUUUUGUCCCGGCGUACGGCAGCCACACUAUUAUCACCAUGGGAAAUCACCCCUUGUCGUCGGAUUUUGUCAUGCAUCUUCCCUGCAAUAACGACUAUGUACAUUUUGAUUAUACCGGUGUACGCGCUCCGCAAGGUUUUCUCCCCAAUAACGCCUCGAUACGACCGCAAAUCCUGUUCUAUAAAUGCAGCACAAAUUGUGCCAAGCUUUCCGUGGAUGCCGUGUGUUUAUUCGAUUCCCGAAAUGUUAGUAAUUUGCGCUGCCAACCACUCAUCGGCGAACACGUACUAGUUCUUAAUGACGCCAUUGAUGACCUAUCCAAUACCACAUUCCAGAUGAAAAACACAAAAUCCCGCUGCUAUAAUCAGUUUCCGGCAUGGAACGUGACCGUUACCGAUUGCUCGAUUACGUGUAAAAUAGAACUGCAAAAUCAUACCAUCACCACACAGAUUCCCUACGGUGAUCGGGUAACAACCCUGGCACUAUAUUUGACCUUUCGGUUUCUGUCGAUGACGGCCUUCCGCGGUAUCAAUCCGAUUCUGGAUGCAGCGGUGCUUGAAUAUUCUAAACAGCAUGGGGCCGAUUUCGGUAUCCAGAGGCUGUUUGCUUCCGUGGGAUCCGUGGUAAUUCCACCGCUGUCGGGAUGGUUAACUGGACUGGCCAGUACUCAUUGCGCAUGCCCUGAUUACGGUCCGGCCUUUUAUUUGUUCGCUGGGAUGAACCUAAUGGCAGCGGUAUUGAUUUGUAAAAUGGAUAUAAAGGUCAAACAGCCGCAAACACAGAUUCUACGGACGAUGGGGAUCGUUCUUCGCAAUCCGAAUGUGACAGCGUUUCUGGUCGUUGUGUUUUUUUGUGGCUGUGGAUGGGGAAUUAUUCUGAACUAUAUGUUCCUUUUUAUGGAAGAUGAUCGAGAUUUCCAGUUUUCAGCGCCGGCAUGGAUGUUGGGUUUAGUGAACACGGUUGGUUAUGCCCUGGGAAUACCAAUAUUGUUUUUCUCUACGCAGCUAAUUAAGAAAGUCGGUCAUGAAAACCUCUUGGCGAUUGGAAUACUAUGUUAUGCUGGACGAUUUUUAGCUUAUUCGUUCACGUAUAAUCCAUGGCUGAUUUAUCCCACGGAAGCUCUGACGGCUUGGACAUUUCUCGUUUUCGUUCUUGCUCCACAGUACGCUCUGAAAACCGCACCGAAGUACCUUGCUACGUUGGUCGGACUAUUUGGUGCAGCGAAUUUUGGAUUAGGAGGAGGCGCUGGACCCCUAAUUGCCGGUCUGCUAAUCCAUUAUCUAGGAUAUCGUCCAGCAUUUCGUAUUUUAGCUUUAUUACUCGGAGUAGUUGGAGGAGUGUAUUUACUAGUUUAUCAUUUUGUACUGAAGAAGAAGUGGCAAGUUAUUACAGAAAGAACAAAUUCUCCGACAGAAAGAACAAAGAGCGAAAAUCAAUAUAAAGAACUGGAUCGUAAAAUAACAGAUGUGGGAGUCGGUAUUCUAAGUACUUCGUCGAUGUCAAUAUCUGAACCUGUAACGAAUGCUUCUGAACCGACUGAGCGUGCGACUGAGCAUUCCACAAACGCUUUCCGGAGGAAAAUCAGCACCUUGCACUGAACAGGAAACCUCCCUGUUUUGCCCACAUGGAUUACAAAGUUUAUGUGAAAGUUCUAAAAUGUGCAGUGUGUGACAGUUGUCGUUUAGGAAGCUGUAAGCGUUUACACGUUUCGACAAGCAUUUGUUACGUACGUGUACGUUUAUCUUGUUAAUAUAUCAAAAAAUUUUGCAUACUUCGAGUACUUGUAGUAUUAUUGCACUUAAAUGCAUGUGUCUUUUCAGCUGACCAAUUCUUACAUGGGUAUCUUCUAAUUAAAUUAAGUUUUAAUCACAAUCUUCACAAA
Messenger RNA from Paramacrobiotus metropolitanus, 2592 nucleotides. RefSeq lists its product as uncharacterized. Bases 320 to 2308 code for a protein of 662 amino acids. The record is from RefSeq and is a predicted model, not a curated record. Gene Ontology annotation, cellular component: membrane. Lineage: Eukaryota; Metazoa; Tardigrada; Eutardigrada; Parachela; Macrobiotidae. The transcript has 5 exons.